Salvia miltiorrhiza (redroot sage) is the source of this 3480-nucleotide messenger RNA. Its product is annotated as patatin-like protein 6. The transcript is spliced from 2 exons. The coding region runs from base 269 to 1684 and encodes 471 amino acids. The record is from RefSeq and is a predicted model, not a curated record. Lineage: Eukaryota; Viridiplantae; Streptophyta; Magnoliopsida; Lamiales; Lamiaceae. Gene Ontology annotation, biological process: lipid metabolic process.
AAAACUUUUUUCCUUUUUUUUUUUAUAAAAAGGCUACACAAAACAAACAUGCUCUGCAAAAACUGGAUUUUGUGUUGUAGUUUGCUGCCCCCUUUCUCUCUCAUCUCUCUCCUGAUUGUGUAAUCCUUUUGACGCCUUCUCCCUCUAUCGUCGGCAAUCAGCAAUAAAUAUUACACAAUCCUAAAACCUUAUUCUUCCGCCAUUUGUACGCAGCAAACCAAUUCAAGAGACAUAUAAUCGGAUGACGUGAAGAGAUUUUCAAUCAGAAAUGGCGUGUGUUGAUGUUAACGACGACCGUAGCAUCAAUCCAAUGAUUGGAUUGCAGGAGCCGAGCAUCGAUACCGACAAAUUGAGCUAUGAAAUUUUCUCCAUUUUGGAGAGCAAGUUUUUGUUCGGCUACGACGAUCAGCAGCUUUGGGUACAGAAGCCGAUUGCGGUGCAACCGAAGAGCGCCGUCGUUCCAGGCAUCGACGACGGCGGAGUUCAGGUGGCGAAGAAUCAGAGGGGGAAAAUCUGCAUCCUGAGCAUCGACGGCGCCGGUAUGCGAAGCAUUUUGUCGGGCAAAACGCUGGCGUAUUUGGAAACAGCGCUGAAGAACAAGUCGGGGAAUCCUGACGCCAGAAUCGCUGAUUAUUUCGACGUCGCCGCCGGCACAGGCGUCGGCGGAAUCUUCACAGCGAUGCUAUUCGCCGCAGGAGAUCAGAACCGUCCGAUUUUCCACGCGGACGACACGUGGAAGUUCCUCGCGGCGGAAGGGAAAAAGGUAUACUCCUUGGCGAGAACGCGGAGUUCGAGGAACGGUUUUCUCAAGCGUGUUUUUAAGAAAUCCGGCAGCGGCGGCGGCGGUUCGUCGACGGCGGGAAUGGAGAAAGCGAUGAAGGAGGCGUUCAAGGACGAGAGAACCGGUCGCAGCCUGACGCUGAAAGACACGCUCAAACCGGUUUUGAUCCCCUGCUACGACCUCUCCAGUGCGGCGCCGUUUUUGUUCUCGCGAGCGGACGCUCUUGAGAGCGACAGCUUCGAUUUCAAUCUAUGGGAGGUGUGCUUGGCGACGGCGGCCGAGCCGGUCGUAUUCGACCCGGUUUGCAUGAAAUCGGUUGACGGUUUGACCCGGUGCGUGGGGCUAGACGGCGGAUUGGCGAUGAGCAACCCUACAGCGGCGGCGAUCACUCAUGUUCUCCACAACAAACAGGAGUUUCCGUUUGUGAGAGGAGUGGAGGAUAUUUUGGUCCUUUCAGUCGGCGCCGGCGGGCAGCUAAUGGAAGGCAGCUUUGACUAUGAGCAGGUCAAGACAUGGAAGGCCAAGGAUUGGGCGCGGCCGUUAGCACGGAUUUCCGGCGACAGCGCGGCGGAGAUGGUUGACCAUGCUGUGGCCAUGGCGUUCGGGCAGAGCCGCAGCAGCAAUUACGUCAGAGUUCAGGCAAGCUGUUCCAGCUUCGGCCAAUGUAGUGCAAAUGUCGAUUCAGACCCCAGCCCAAGCAACGUAAAAAUGCUAAUGGGGAUAGCAGACGAGAUGCUGAAGCAGAAAAAUGUAGAGUCUGUCCUGUUCAGUGGUAAGAAGAUUGGAGAGCAGAGCAACUUGGAGAAACUCGACUGGUUUGCCGACCAACUUGUGCUGGAGCAUCAGAAGAGGAGUUGCCGGAUAGCUCCCACUGUCGCGUUCAAGCAACCAAGCAGGCCUUAAGCAACUUUCGACUACUCAAAAUACUCAUCAAGUAAGGAAAAUUAAAUGGUAAGCUUUCUCCUUUCGAGCACUACUACUUUAUCUUAAAGUUUACUAGAAUGACAUAUCCUGCUGAAAUCAACCAGGCCCCAUAAAUUGAUAAAUAUGUCGUCGCACCAAAUGUUUUCCAUCCUACAUUAUGAAUUUGAUAAUACUAAUCACAAAAAGAUACCAGCCUUUGUCUGCUUCUGCUACCCCGUGGGCUCUGUCUUGUCAUUUUCUACCGAUUUCAGAAAUAAUAAAAGCUGACGAGGAGUUUCGGUUGUUGCAAUAGUAAAUGUUCUUUAACUAGUGUUGGAGAUGAAAUCUCAGCCUAACAUCCUAAUCUUGCUGUCCGCCCACCGACACUGCUUCUAGGAGGUGAUAACAGAGAGGGGUAUUUCAGUCAUUCUGUCCAGUAUGGUAGGCCUUUUUGAAAGGGUAGGGAAGAGUCCUUGUAUUGUGGACUCACAAUUCCGUAGUCCGUAUUGAGAGAGGAAAUCUCUGGUCCUAGUUUGUUUUGUCUCUUAAACCAAUGCUCUUAAACACACAUUUUUUCGAUCAAGUUGAUUUUAACAAAUCGAUGCUUGGCCCAUUUUAGUCUCUCUCUUUCUCACUAGGGUCCGGCCACUUUUUUGGUGGGAGCCAUUGUGAUAAAUGGCAGUAUUCUUACUCCUAGAAACAGCCAUCUUCCUGUAGCUAAUAUGGCCCUUAGGAUUUUGACCUUGAUUUGUGUUAGUUGGCCAAAAUCGUAGAGAAAAUCACAUUUCACACCAGAUGGCCUUGAAAUUUCAAUCAAUUGCCGACAGAAACCAAUUUGAAGUACAGGUGUCGUAUAAUUGUGCAAGAUAUAGAUGUCGUCUACAUCCAAUAAAGUCGGUAUGCUUUGGCCGAAAGUGUUUAACAUAUGUAAGCAUUAUGUCUAAAUAGUUGAAGAUACAUAACACGACAAACAUUUAAAUAUAUGUAGACAUUUGUCCUGUAAGAAUGUAGAAAGAACCUAGCUACAACAUCAUCACCAAUAACAUUAGCAUACUAGUUUCUUUUGGAGAUUGGUGGAAUGAUCUUGAAUCCUAAGUAGUCAAAGAAUUCCUCCCACUUUUCUAGCUUGCUGUCUGAACUAUUACAUUAGUUUAAUAUAUUGGCAUUGACAAAGGCAAUAGUACCACCAAGCUGUGUAUGAUUUGAGAAGAAUUAAUUGGUAGUCAAAAGGUCGUUUUUUCAAAAGAAGAGAAAGUGCAUGGCAGAAUGAAAAUACGCAAACUUCCAUAAUUUACUGAGUUUGUGAUAAAGGUGAAAGUAAAAACAGAAAAGAAUUACUGGCAUUACUGAGUGUGAAAAUUUGAGGAGCAACUGAUUAAAGCAAUCCAACACAAUGAUGUUUGCAUGUUUGAAUAUUUGUCUUGACUUUUCACAGAGCAAGUGGUUCUCAUUCUUGCAGUUUUUGUGACCUUUUGCAGGUAAAUGUGUAUGGUAUGAAUUGGGCACAAGUAAAAAAGAGGAAAACGGAAAAAGAGAAAAAAAAUUGUAAAGUGAUAUAUAUAGCGACUUUCACAUUUUGAGAAGGAUAGGGAGAUGGGAGAAGUGGGGUUUGAGUUUCUGUUGUAAAAAAAAGGGUGGUGGGUGGAUCUUGGUGGGAUUCUUUGCCGGCAGCGGCGGAGCAUGGUGGUAGCCGCCUCACCACGCGCGGUGGUCUUACUAAAGUUGUACCUUUUUCUCUUCUUUAUUUGGAUGAUGAAAAAAGUUCUACUAUUCUAGCCGAAGUUCUUGGUGGGUUA